CAUCUCUUUGGGUCUCUUACAGUACUUUCCCUGAAUCUUGUGAAGUUGUGAGAGAUGAAAUUGUAUCGGAGAGUCUCGUUUGAUUUUUUUUCUCUGGCACAGUGGUUAUCGCUGGUGAAUUUUAGGUGGUUGUCGUUGGCCAUCUUGAAAUUGGUGAGUAUUAGGUCGAUUUUGUUUUUUACUUGUUGGGUUCAAUUCCGUGUUUCAAUUCUUAUGUCUGCUUCAGGGUGGUUGUUAUUUGUUAAUGGGUUAUCAGAAAUUGAGAAUCUUUAUAUAUAUAUUUGGACAUAGGAGUUUGUUAAUAAGGGGCUUAGCUUUUGAAAGAUUAUGAUGUCUUGGGAAGCCGAUUACUUAUGGUUACUAUCCCAAAAUUCAAUUUUUUUGUUUUGUUUUGUCCAUUGCAAUUGAAAAGUUUGAUAUAUUCAGUAAAACUUGGUUUGAUUUUGAGUAGUUUGGCUGCUGCAAAAUGUUUUCAUGAGGCAAUCAUUACUGGCUUUAUCUCAGUGUCUCUACUCCUUUGUUUGACUGUGCCCUCUGAAAGAGAACGUGAAACAUUUUCUUACCUAUGUAAGGAGUUAAUUUCGCAUUGCAUUCCCUAGUGCUUGCUCUCUGGUUCAUGGACCCUAAUGGUGUCAACUCAGUUAUAGACUUCAUCAAUGGUUGGUUUUUGCAGUGAAAUAAUACUCUUAAAUAACUCCUUUGGAUUCUGGUCAAGAAUCUAGAUAUGACCACAACUUGUGGUCCACAAGUAUCCAAAAGCAUUCUGAUAUCAAUCUAUAUUACUUAAAAGACUCAAGAUUCCUUCAUAUCAGAUACUUCCAAAAACUAUGGUAUAUUUUAAGUAAUGAGCAUAAACACUAUCAUAGAUCAUACAUAUCUUCGUAGAUUUCUUUGGGACAAUAAUACUCUGGUUUCAUUUACCUUCUCACUUUGAGCAACAAUGGCAGCACUCAUCGUUGACUUUCAAAACUGCUUCUUCCUAAUCCUCUUAUGCCUCUUCUCACUCCUCUGCUACUUUUUCAUCUUCAAGAAACCUAAGUACUCACGUCUUGUCGCCUAUGGCUGUGAUUUGCCUCCAAGCCCUCCAUCACUUCCGAUCAUAGGCCAUUCUCACCUUCUCCUCUCUUCCCUAGCUCACAAAUCUUUACAGAAACUCUCAUCCAAGUAUGGACCUCUCCUCCAUCUCCGCGUCUUCAACUUCCCUGUAGUCCUUGUCUCCUCGUCCUCCAUGGCCUACGAGAUCUUUAAGGCUCAUGACUUGAACAUCUCGUCUCGCGACAACCCCUCAGUCGACGAUUCCAUCUUGAUUGGAACUUCUGUCUUUGGUAGUGCUCCUUAUGGAGAUUAUUUUAAGUACAUGAAGAAGCUCCUGGUUACUAAGCUGCUCGGACCACAGGCACUUGAGCGGUCACGAGGCAUCCGUGCGAGAGAGCUAGAGCGGUUUCAUUCAAACCUUCUUGAUAAGGCGAUGAAGAAGGAGAGUGUUGAGAUUGGUAAGGAAGCAACAAAGCUCAUUAACAACAGCCUCUGGAGGAUGAGCAUGGGGAGAAUUUUUUCAGAGGAGAAUGAUGAGGCUGAGAGAAUCAGGGUAUUGGUUACUGAGUUAGAUGGCUUGACAAAAAAGGUUUUGUUUGCAACUUUGCUGCGCAAGCCCCUUGAGAAGCUUGGAAUCUCUUUGUUUAAAAAGGAGAUCCUGUAUGUUUCCAACAGCUUUGACGAGGUACUGGAGAGGGUUCUUGCGGAACAUGAACAGAAACUAGAUGAGCAUCAAGAUAGGGACAUGGUGGACGUGUUGUUGGCAGCUUAUGGAGAUGAGAACGCAGAGCAUAAGAUUUCCAGGAACCACAUCAAGGCGUUUUUCGUGGAGCUUUUAUUUGCAGGUACUGACACCUCAGCACAAUCAAUUCAGUGGACAAUGGCAGAGAUCAUUAACAACCCCAACAUUCUUGGGAGAUUGAGAGAAGAAAUCGAUUAUGUGGUAGGGAAGACAAGGUUGAUUCAAGAAAUUGAUCUACCAAAGCUCCCCUAUUUGCAAGCGGUGGUUAAGGAAGGAUUGAGAUUGCACCCGCCAUUGCCUCUCUUUGUAAGGACGUUCCAAGAAGGAUGUAAGAUUGGAGGUUUCUACGUACCAGAAAAGACAACACUUGUUGGUAAUGCGUAUGUUAUGAUGAGAGAUCCGAAUGUUUGGGAAGACCCUGAGGAGUGUAAACCAGGGAGGUUUCUACCUUCUUCAAGAUUAGGGCAAGAAGAUGAAAGACGAGAGCAAGCGCUUAAGUACAUUCCUUUCGGUAGUGGAAGGAGAGGCUGUCCUGGCUCAAAUCUGGGUUAUAUCUUUAUUGAAACCGCAGUUGGAUUGAUGGUGCAAUGCUUUGACUGGAGGAUCAAAGGAGACAAGGUUAACAUGGAUGAGGCUGGAGGACUAAACUUGUCCAUGGCUCAUCCUCUGAAGUGCACUCCUGUUCCUCGAAACUAGCCUUUACUUGGUAAGCUGCAGAUGUCAAGUUCGUAAUUUAAUCAGAUGUCUCUGAACUCGCAGACUAAUAAGGGCAUGAGUUUUGGUAAGGAAAAGUUGCUCUAAGCUGUUAUUGUUUCAGUUUAGUAUCGGUUUGUUUAAUUUCCUGUUUUAUUUGAUAAUCAUGCUUUAGUAUAUGGAACUAUGAAUUGUAUGUACAUGAUUUUGUUUCCAUUUUCUGAAUAUAAAUCAAUUUGAAACGUGUC
This is a messenger RNA of Camelina sativa (false flax), 2718 nucleotides long. The record is from RefSeq and is a predicted model, not a curated record. NCBI's taxonomy places the organism in Eukaryota, Viridiplantae, Streptophyta, Magnoliopsida, Brassicales, Brassicaceae.